Molecule: messenger RNA, 613 nt
Organism: Closterium sp. NIES-67
Lineage: Eukaryota; Viridiplantae; Streptophyta; Zygnematophyceae; Desmidiales; Closteriaceae
Source: the annotation of a GenBank genome assembly
CUUUAUGCGGAGGUGGUUGAAUCGGUGCAAGGCAACCUGCCGGGGCGGCACAUCCGUUAAACGAUAACACGGCUUGAAGGUAGAGGUGUCAGAAAAGUUACCACAGGGAUAACUGGCUUGCGGAAGCCAAGCGUUAAUAGCGACGUUGCUUUUUGAUCCUUCGAUGUCGGCUCUUCCUAUCAUUGUGAAGCAGAAUUCACCAAGUGUUGGAUUGAUCACCCACCAAUAGGGAACGUGAGCUGGGUUUAGACCGUCGUAAGACAGGUUAUUUUUACCCUACUGAUGCACCGGUUCCGCGACAGCAAUUCAACUUAGUACAAGAGGAACCGUUGAUUCGCAUAAUUGGCAAUUGCGUCAGGCCGGUCGGCCUGCGGCGCGAACCUACCAUGCGCCGGAUUAUGACUGAACGCCUCUAAGUCAGAAUCCAAGCUGAAAGCGUUAUUACAUUCUCUGGGCUCACCCUAGCUAAGAAUAGGGGACGCUUCGUGCGCCCCCAAGAGCAUAUGCCGAGACGCUCGUGGAACAAGAGCGGCAACCAUUUCAGGGAAACUAAUCAUUUGCAGACGACUUAAACCAAACGGGGUAUUGUACGCGGCAGAGUAGCCUUGCUGCU